This is a messenger RNA of Anopheles bellator, 398 nucleotides long. Its product is annotated as cathepsin M-like. NCBI's taxonomy places the organism in Eukaryota, Metazoa, Arthropoda, Insecta, Diptera, Culicidae. Gene Ontology annotation, cellular component: lysosome. The coding region runs from base 30 to 398 and encodes 122 amino acids. Gene Ontology annotation, molecular function: cysteine-type endopeptidase activity. The transcript is spliced from 3 exons. The record is from RefSeq and is a predicted model, not a curated record.
AUGAGGUAGAAAGCGCUUCAUGCCACACGAUGCAUUUAUGCAAGCAAGGAUCGUGCGCCUUCAACAAGGACUAUGCGAUCGCCAACAUAAGCGAAUGGACCAUCAUGCCCAAGAACGAGGACGGUUUGGCGUACGCCCUGUGGAAAGUUGGACCCCUGCCCGUCAGCUUGAAUGCUGCUCCAAAGUCGUUCCAACUGUACAGUUCUGGAAUCUACGACGAUGAGGCUGCCUGCGACAACUCGAAGGUGAACCACGCGAUGCUGCUGGUCGGUUACACCAAGGAAUAUUGGAUUCUGAAGAACUGGUGGGGAAACUGGGGCGAGCAGGGCUAUAUGCGGAUAGCCCGCGGUAAGAACCUCUGUGGAAUCAGUAACUACGCUGGCUAUGUUGUGGUUUAA